CUGCAUUUCAUUUUAUUGCAUAUUAUUGCAUGCAUAUAGGUUGUUUUCCGCCAAUAACAAAACAGUCAAGUCGUGUUCCUCGCUGAGAGUUUUUCUCCUUUCCUCGCAUUCGAACGACCAAUGGCCAACGAGUCAUAAUUGUGCUGGGCUCUGAUAGAAGGAAAAAGAAAAACGAACAGAUAAGCACACAUUGUUCAGUGGUGUGCUUAUUCGUUGUUAGGCAAGCUUCACAACAACGACGAAGACGACGACGACGUAUAGUCGACGUCGCGUUAAAAACGCAUUCUCAUUCUCGGUUUAACAGAACAGCGUACGCUGUCGAGUUGAGGUAGAGGAGGCUAGCCUUCUAUGCCAGUGUGUAUAAAGGUUACCCCGGCUUCGUUACUCUAACACAAGACGUCGCCAACUACGACGAACCCUGAAAUACUUACUUGUCCUUACAAGCGCUCAGGAUCCAGCAUCAUGAUCAAGGUUUUGAUUACUUUAACCAUCGGCUGUCUCCUUCUGGGAGUCAGCAGUGCUGAUGAGAACCUCAAGUGUACCAUUGCAUCAGGUAGUGAUAAUUUUCCACAGAAAUGGAAGACUAUGGUACCCCCUUGCAUCAAAAAACUUAGAGAACAAGUUGUCACUGAAGUUACUGCUGCAAUGACGUAUCUUGCCAUGGGUGCUAAUUUUGCUACCGACACACUCAAUCGUCCAGGAUUCAGCGAGUUCUUCAUCAAAAGUGCAAGCGAGGAACGUGAGCACAGUAUCAAGAUAAUGGAGUACCUUUUAAUGCGUGGUGAGCUCACUAAUGAUGUAAGUAAGUUGUUGAGCUCGGUUCCCCGAGUACCACGACAGAAGUGGAACACUGGCGAGGAGGCCCUUACCGACGCCCUUAAUCUCGAGCAUGAAGUCACCACGAGAAUCCGGGACAUUAUCAAAACUUGCGAGGACAACGAAUUCAAUGAUUAUCACGUGGUGGACUAUUUGACCGGAGAUUUCCUGACCGAGCAGUACGAAGGACAACGAGACCUAGCAGGAAAACUUUCGACUCUUGGCAAGAUGAUGGUAUCUCAAAAAGGCCUUGGAGAAUUCUUGUUCGACAAGAUGCUUCUCAACAAAGAAAUAUAAAAGCUCUUUUAUUUUCCAUUUAUAUGUAUACUUUUUUUUAAAAACGAAGAAAAUAUUUGCAUUCAUAGUUAUUAAGUCUUGGUCUAGACAAAACCUUAUUUUUUUGAAACAGUUUAUAAUGUUGUUUUGAAAGAUGAAUUUAAUUAUACUUAAGAGAAAAAAAAUUGUUUCUAGAAUAGCACUGUUCUCUAUUUGGUUAGAAUGUACUCUAAUUGGGAAUCAGUUUUACAAUAUUAAAACGUUUUUUUAUACAUGCCCUACAUAAAUACAUAUAUAUAUUUAUAGUUUGUUAUUCUGUAAUAAGAAUUCAUACCAACUAUGUGAAUAAAAUAUACCAAGAAACAAUUU
Molecule: messenger RNA, 1461 nt
Organism: Copidosoma floridanum
Lineage: Eukaryota; Metazoa; Arthropoda; Insecta; Hymenoptera; Encyrtidae
Product: ferritin heavy chain
Biological process (GO): iron ion transport; intracellular iron ion homeostasis
Cellular component (GO): cytoplasm
Molecular function (GO): ferrous iron binding; ferric iron binding
Source: RefSeq, a predicted model, not a curated record